CGGGCCCCAGCCCCCGGAGGGCUUUGGCUUCGGCCCGGGCGGAGGGAUGCGCUUCCAGGACCACUUCGGCUUGGACGACCUCGUGCGGGAUUUCAGCAGCGUCUUCAGCGAGAUGGGGACCUGGACCUGGCCGUUGCACGCCCCCGAACUUCCAGUUCCUGAGUCAGAGGCCCCCGGUGAGACGCGGCGGGAGGGACGCACACUUCGGGACUCCAUGCUGAAGUUCCCGGAUAGUCACCAGCCCGGGAUCUUUGGGGGAGGCUUGGAGAGUGAGCCAGGACCCGAGUCCCCAAAGUCAGCACCGGGCUGGGGGUCCCGGAGACCGUUUCCUAGAUUCGAUGAAAUGUGGCCAGUGACUCCUCAUCCCAGAGCCAGAGAGGACAAGGAUCUUGAUUCCCAGGUCUCCCAGGAAGGUCUCGGCCCAGUUCUACAGCCCCAGCCCAAAUCCUACUUCAAGAGCAUCUCUGUGACCAAGAUCACUAAGCCAGAUGGGGUAGUGGAGGAGCGGCGGACUGUGGUGGACAGUGAGGGCCGGCGGGAGACCACCGUGACCCGUCAGGAAGCAGACAGCAGUCCCGGAGCUGAUCCAGAAUCACCAGGACCUCCAGCUCUGGACGAUGCUUUUUCUAUCCUGGAUCUGUUCUUAGGACGUUGGUUCCGGUCCCGGUAGCCUUCUUAAACUACAGAGGCUUUUGGAUCCUUCCCACUUGUGGCCGCUGUCACAAGCUCAGUGUUUUCUGCCACCUUGGGCUGGGAGUGUGGAGCACGGGACAGGGACUUAGUCUGUCAUUCAUCAGAGUGACCAAUAAAACCUUUAUUUAUGCUAA
Fukomys damarensis (Damara mole-rat) is the source of this 827-nucleotide messenger RNA. RefSeq names its product HCLS1 associated protein X-1 (gene Hax1). The transcript is spliced from 6 exons. Gene Ontology annotation, cellular component: sarcoplasmic reticulum; actin cytoskeleton; apical plasma membrane. NCBI's taxonomy places the organism in Eukaryota, Metazoa, Chordata, Mammalia, Rodentia, Bathyergidae. Gene Ontology annotation, biological process: regulation of actin filament polymerization; negative regulation of apoptotic process. The record is from RefSeq and is a predicted model, not a curated record. Bases 47 to 670 code for a protein of 207 amino acids.